Molecule: messenger RNA, 948 nt
Organism: Fusarium fujikuroi IMI 58289
Lineage: Eukaryota; Fungi; Ascomycota; Sordariomycetes; Hypocreales; Nectriaceae
Exons: 3
Coding region: 1-948 (315 amino acids)
Source: RefSeq, a predicted model, not a curated record
AUGGCCAUUGACUUGGAUCCGACUUACCUCACCUUCUGUAGCCAUAGCCUGAUUGAAAUGUACAAUUGGGAAAGGCAUGAGAUAUUUUGCUUUUUAUCCAACGCCUGUGUAACGCAUCCAGUCGAAGCCACUAAGGAAAUAUUAAUCGCUGCCUAUAAGCAAUUUCUGUCGUUGUGCCCGUUAGACAGGGAGGUACCAACGGAUUGGGUUGUAGAGCACAACUUUAAGCCUAUCAACCCAAAGACCUUAAAACUCAACGCCAAGUAUAAUCCGGCACAGCAUAUAUACCGCACGAUAACAAAAGAGUGGGAAGACAAAGCUGUACCAAAUGACCAAAAGUCUAAAUUCAACGUCAACCUGAACAGCGCCUGGGAACACACUUCUCCAGAUCCUGCGAGGCUUCCAAUCCUUGGGGCUAGUGAUGGAGUUUUCUACUGGAAUCACUAUGACCUUCUUGGUUUCAUUCUAUCGCUUUUGAAAACUGAUUUGGAGGGCGCUAAGAAAGACAAUUUCUUCCUUCCGCUCACAGCAGUCUAUGGUCGAUGGUGUGCUAAGAUUGGAGGGGACAGGAAGACACCAGACCCUCCAAAGUCCCCGAAAGAUACAGUCUUCACUGGAAUGGCAGACGAGCAAAUCGGCGUUGGUCCUGUGCCUACCGUCUUCCAAUGCACAUGGAUUAAAGACAAGGGUGUUGUCUACUUCGCUUUGGGAUCCUCUAUCGCGGGACAUAAUGUUAAUUGGAGCAAUAAGUCGGAGGUAGGGGUUUGGAAGGAAAAGCUCCAAAGAACACGAUUUGACCUUCUAUACAACUGGAAUGACAUCCACACGGAAUGGAUAGACGGCAAGGAGUGGGAUUUUGAAAAUUCACCGACCUUGAACAAAAGUAAAAGGACAGGAACGCACUUUGGGAACUGCGGAGAAACAUAUCCUUUUCUCCAUAUAUUGUAA